AUGGGGGGACGAUACGUGGCUGAAGUACUUCAGCCCUCGCUUAUAGCAUUGGAAGAAGCGUUUGAAGGGGCUAUGGAAGAUCCUGCUUUUAUAGCCGAGUUGGAACGCACGGCAAAACAGUUUAUAGGCAGACCUACUCCUCUGCUUUACGCAGAAGCCAGUAGUAAAGCACUAGGUGGAGCACAGCUGUACAUCAAGUUGGAAGGCUUGGCCAAUACAGGAGCUCAUAAAAUCAACAACGCCAUAGGGCAAGCGUUGCUAGCAAAACGCAUGGGCAAAAAACGUAUCAUUGCAGAAACGGGUGCUGGACAGCACGGACUGGCCGUAGCAACCGCUUGCGCCCGGCUAAAGCUGGAUUGUACUGUUUAUAUGGAGCUUAAACCAACGCAGAAAACGACCCAAAUGGUUCUAUAG
Molecule: messenger RNA, 414 nt
Organism: Ruditapes philippinarum (Manila clam)
Lineage: Eukaryota; Metazoa; Mollusca; Bivalvia; Venerida; Veneridae
Product: tryptophan synthase beta chain-like
Exons: 1
Coding region: 1-414 (137 amino acids)
Biological process (GO): L-tryptophan biosynthetic process
Cellular component (GO): cytoplasm
Molecular function (GO): tryptophan synthase activity
Source: RefSeq, a predicted model, not a curated record